UAUUGUUCAUGGCGUUUUAUGACUUGUCCCUUUAUAUUGCCGAUUAUGUCGAGUUUUUUCGCGAUCUGUGUAGCGCGCCGUGUGCAGAAAGUGCAGUAAGUUCCACGCUGUGUACUCUCGGUGAAGAGCAGUGCUCAAGUGUUGUGUCUCGGUACAUUUUGGACGCGAGAAAUCCCGGACGAAGUUGGAAAGAAAUGGGACAAGAAGGGUGUUAGGUACACUGCUCUGGAGUGGUUUGGGGUUUUCGUCUCUGAUUCUUCAGACGGACAUCUCGUCGUACAGAGAUUGCACUGAUAUCCUCAGACGUCCCCAGGCUACCCGGGUAGUUAUGUGAUUAUUGCUUGUCAUGGCGGCUGACAGUGAUGGUGAUCUGAUUGAGACAAUUGUAACGUGUGAAGGAGACCUUGGAGAUCCAGAAUUUCCCCACAAAUUUAAAAUCAUUGUAGAUCGUCUCAAUACCCUUGUCUGCAAAGAUAAGGGUGAACAGUUAAGAAUUGACAAAGUGGAACCAUGGAAUUCUGUGAGAGUGACAUUUUCAAUUCCCAAAGAUGCUGCUCUCCGUUUACGGGAGCUAGCAUCGCAGGGAUCCUCAAUUCUCACCCAGCUUGGUAUCCUCUCCGUUCAAGUCGAAGGAGAUCAGGUGAUAUCUCUAAGGAUAGCAAGUCGCUUCGGCGGAGAAGCGCAAGAAAUAGUCUUACAUUCUGGGUCUUCCCAGGAAAGUGGAAAUAAGUCUCAAAAUGAUACCGCAAGUGGCAGUUCUAAUUCACAAGGAGAUCCUGCGGCUCCUCUUCCUGGUCCUAGUAACGCGUCCAACUUUUCCUCCACCUUGCGCAGCGUUGCUCAAAUAAUAGCAGCUGGUACAUCAGCCGAAAAAUCGCCUCAAUUCCGUUCUCCAAAUGUUGUUGCUCCAACCGACUGUGAUCCGAUUCCCUCAUUUCUCAACAAGACCAUUCAAUCAACACCUGGUAGCAGCGGUUUGUCCGGAUCUCAGGCGGUUCAAAAUCCCAGUGCUUCGCCCCGGACGAACUACAACGGACCCUUUCCCUUUGCUAGCAUGACACAUGCAGCCCAGGCGAUACACUCACGUGAAUCACAAAGCACCAUCAAAUCCGCAGUGCAAUUCAAGCACCACUCGCAACCUCCUCCGCCUUAUCCAGCUCAAGAUUCUGCGGCGACUGUCACCGCACCAUCGACAAUCCAGCCAACAACUCAGCCCAUUUCGACUGUCAGUCAAACUCAGUACAAGCCUCCGCCUCCCAAUGUUAUGGUUUCUAGUCCGUCACCAAGCAGCAGUAGCAGUAACAGCAGCGCUCUCUCGGGAACAUCGAACGGAAGUGGUAACCAGGUCGCCUUGUCGAGUCCGCUUCUAGUAAACCUUCUGCAAAACGACGGAGCUUCGCAUCCCAACAAUGUCCCCAGUCAAAAGAUGUUGCCUCCAGCUGUCGUCGACGGAUCAGCAAUAGCCAACAGAAUGAGGCCGACCAAGAAACCCGUCCGUAGGAAAGAUGUUCCCUCUCCAAAUGAAUCUCCACCCAAUUUGGACUCACUGAGAACCGAAGACUUGAUCGGUGCCUCUACCGUUCCCGAUUUGGGUCAAGUCUCCGGUCAAAGUCCCUCUGCUUUCGCAACCGUCAAUGCCAGCCAACCUUCGACAGUGCCUCAGCAUUCGGCCAGCAUCAUCGGCACUCCUCUCCAGAAUGUCGCUUCGCAGCAAACUCUGCACCAAGUGCAAGUUACAAAUCAGCCUCUCCCUGGUGUCUCUCAACAGACUUCAGGGGCACACACGCAAGUACAAAUCCAGCAGAAGUUUCCUGUCAGACAGGAACUCGCUUACCGAACCCCACAAGCCCAGGUCCAAAAUCAACUCUCUGCAAGGUUUCCUGUCAACGGACAACAAGUCAGGACACCCUUACAACAAAGGCAACAGCUGCUAAUUCAACAGCAACUCCUAGCUCAACAGCAGCAGCAGCAACAAUCUCAGAUCCCACAGCAGAUCGCCUCUCCUCUCCAGAGUCAACCUAACCAACAACAGACAAGUUCUCUGCCCUCCAACCCAAACUCCCAAAUUCAGCAACAACAGAUUCUUCACUCCGUCACCCAACAACGACUCGGCUAUCUAAAUAAUCAACGUCAACCCACUCCUCCACCUUACCCGAGACAAAACCCAACUUCUAAUCCCGUCCCCCAGAAUCAAGCUCUCAAUGUUCAGCAACAGUUGCAUCAUAAUCAGAUCAAGAACAUGAAUCUUAACACGAGUGCGACUACCGAUUUUCGUUACGGCCAGAGUCAGAAUAUCCUCAGUAGAAAUUAUCAAGCUCCAUCGGACAACGCGAACGGGACCACUUGGAACCAGAACGUUCCGCAAGGCGCUCAGGUCAACACAGCUCAGCGAUUAGCCACCUCGAGUCCCGGGACUUUUCUCUCCGCGACCUUCUCCACAUCGCAAAAUCACAUCUCCGUUCCAGGAAUAGUUAAAACCGAACCCACGGGGCCGAUAAAAACCGAGGCUCCCGAACCUUUAAAAGAAGAGGAACCCCCGGAACCAGAGUAUACGUCCACGGGGAAGAUUAGGCAGUUUCUAAUUAAUCCUUUUUCCGGUGAGAUUGAACCCAUGCCGAGUGAAAGUUCGGAUUCCGAACCUGAGAGUGCUGUAGACAACCAGGACGAUUUCUUCUCCUAUCCUUCGCCCUCGAACGAUAGGUCGAAUUCAAUUUACUCUGAUGAUGAUGCAGACAGCAAUUUCUCAAGGAGGAAUGACACGACAACUAAUACGGAUCAGUCCGAUUCGGAAACGACCGUCAAGUCGACAGCGAGUGAGGGGAGUUUAAAACACAACAGGAUAAAAUCUUCAAGAGAAUCGGCACAUAGUCCAAUGCCAGCUGAGAAGAUCAAACUAAGGAUGAAGGUCGAGAAAUCGGAUCCUCACAACCCAGCUUAUAAAGUUGACGUAUCCUUUGUUAACACGCAACAAGUGCGGAAAGCUGAGAAAUCAUCAAAAAUGUUUUCCGGGCUUUCGAAUGCAGGAUCCGGCGGCGAAGAACCACGAGUGCCUCCUCUUCAUAUUUCAUUAAGAGGUCGGAAUGCCUCUGUAGUGCAGAUAAGGAAGAAGGAGAAGAAGUCGCUGAAGGAUGGCGAGGACGAUUCGGCGAAUCUGAAACGGAGAGGGAAGCUUAAGAAAAUGAAGGAGUGUGCUGAUGGUCACAAGUUACUCCAGAAGAAGUCAUUGAACAUGAUUAUAGGUACGUCGUCCGCGACCAAAUUGCCUUUACCCAAUUCUGUGACGAUGAACAGUGCGAAUCCCGUGGUUAAAGUGAAUAAUACACUGCAAACCGUUGCGACCAAACCGAAUGCCUUAAAACAAGAAUCCACGUUAGAUCCGACAAAGAUGCAAUCCGGAAAUACCAAGCCGAGUUCCAGUAAAAGCGGCGACGUCGAUGACAUCCCGCUCAAUAGUAGAAUACCCUCACCUUUGAAGCACAAAGCAACUAUUUUAAACCAGACUCCAAACCCUCAACAAGCUUUAACCAAAAGUCAAGUAGACACUGACGUUCAAAAUCACACGAAUGAACAUAAAAUUGGCGGAGGCAAGACGAAAAGAAGAGAUUCAAAGAAGAAAUCGGAAACUGGAGAUAGCCAGCAUCGCGAGCAGAAUUUGUUGUCAGGUGGAAGGAUAGUUGAUAAUCAAUCAAAGUGGAAGAGACUCGGUUACAAAGGCGAUGCGACUCAAACAAUUAAGAAAACCGAUGCACUUUUAUCCGGCAAUGAUUUGAGUUCGGCGAGGAAGAUUGGGGAUAUUAGAAGAACUAGUGACAGUGACUUGAGCAGAUCUGUGACCGAAAAACCUAAUAUUAUGAACACUGUUGGCUCAAGAUUGACGGAAGUCAAUGGCAUCAGAAAAGAUCUCGUUAGUCAAGAAAAAAGGAGGCGGUCGAGUCUAAUGGACGAGAAGGAUCUAAAUUUAACAGAAUCUCAAAACGUGGAGGCUCCAUAUUUCCAUAGUCAAAAAACAAUUUCUGAGACUACGUCGCAGAAUUCCCUCUCCGCUCUGAAAGUAAAUAUUAAUUCAUCGUUCGACAACGACAGUCCAGCACCUCCAAAAGUCCAAAGUUUGCCGCAAAACAACCCUCAUCCAUCCAGCAACGUCGAAAUCAAACCAACACCUCGUGCCGAAAGUUCUCUUAAAACCACACAACAAUCUCUCACCAGGGUUGUUCCAGGAAAUAAUAAGUCCGACCUCGAUAGUGUGAAAACAAAUUCCACCCCCGUAGUGAAAUCACAGGGCGUCUCGCAGAAAAUAAAAAACCAUGCCCUAUCAAAGAGUGAGGCAAAUAACCCUGUGAACAGGCAUAAAAUGGAUAAUCAAACUCACAAGAAGAUAAUCCAGAAUCACGUUGUCAAGGUGGACCGUUCCGUGAAUAAAGUUGACACCCAGCGAGUCAGUCUGCUGAAAACAACCCAGAGCCCCUCGAUGGGAGCCCUACCCGACCAAGUGCCCAAGUCCCAGGAUCCCGAAUUGCUUCUCAGCAAGCCGAUUCUUCCUAUAGGAGAAAUCAACGUAACCGAGGCUAAGGUGAAGCAAAAGUUGCUGGAGAAUACGAGCGUGCCUAUUGGAAUCGGGGUCGUCGACACGAAUCCAGAGCGAGUCGGGAACGGAGGUGGCGGUGAGGAUUCUGGGAUAGAAUCGAUGGACGCCCUCUCGGAGAAAUCGCCUAAUCAGGGAGAGUCUCCCCUGCACAGGCCUGCUACGGAACCCGUGACUCAGAACAGCUCCAAGAAUGCGAUUCAGGGAGAACCACCUCCACAAACCACCAAUAAGAACGUGCCUUCCUCAACUAGCAGUAGUAGUGAUAUGUGUUCAAAUUCGCAUUCGGACCUCGUCAAGACACGGGAAUUGAAAAGGGCGAAUUCGGUUUCUAGAUCGAGUCCCAUUUCUAGAUCGAUUCCCGUUUCAAGAGCAAGUCCCGUUUCUGUUGUGAGCUAUCUCGAGAACCACGUGAAUCACGAUGAGAGCAAACCUAGUGAGAAGUCGAGGUCGACGUCGACGACGUCGAGUCCAAGUGUAGAUCCGAUCGAUAAGAAUGUUUCGAGUCCACUCGUGACGGGAUUGCCGACGAUUCUCACGACCCCUCAAACAAGUGGUGAUAAACUCUUGCAGUGCGCGAAUUCACAAGUGAAAGCCACCUCCACGGACAUUUGCGUCAAGUCGGAGGCAAAGCAACUUGACCAGGGUAAGCCGAACAUUGCGGAAGAUAGGUCCGAGGACGAGAAGAAGUCGCUCGCGGAUGGUGACAAUGUGAUUAGGUUAAGCGAUGAAACUUGUGGACAGAAUAAUAAUAACGGUGUGUCGGUAGUUCAGAAUCAUGUUGCGUAUAGUACUGAUAAAGUAGAGAAGUCCGAGGGUGCACCCGCGAACGAGGCCAAGAGUUCGAGUCCAUGCUCAAACUUUACAAGUUUUAAUUCACAAGAGAUCAAAAUAGAACCUAAGCUUGAAGUGAAGGUGGACGACACUAGGCAAGAGAAGAUUCUGGCUAAAGAUGCGGUUCUUGCUAAGGAAGUGCAUCUUGUCAAAGAGGCGGAGGCGGGUCUUGCCAAACAAGAAGUGUGUUCGGAGAGCCAAAAAUCUAGCGUACAAAGUCAUCAGAUCAGAGAGUCGUCUGUGAAUCUUCACAAGGUCGCAGACGAUUUUGUCAAGAAGCUGGUGAACGACUCGAAUGAUGGGAACAUGGGCGUUCGAUCUCCCCUGGCCGAUGAUCCACAACCGAUCAGGAUAACACCACCUUUGUAUACCUAUUCGAAUCCGGUGGUUCAUCAGCGGGAUGAUACGCCGAGUCCGGCUUCCCAGAAUCCGGAUGCGGAUGCUGGGGAGUCGGAGCAUGCUAAGAGAAAGAGAAGGAGGAAGCAGGAGUUGGAGGGUAGGCAGGAUGUGAUAUGCAUAGAGGAUAGUGAUGAGGCUCACUUUGAGCGAUUAAAUCCUAAUAAUGCAGAGGAAUAUGUGAAACGACCGCAAAAGUCGCUCCUCGAGCAGCUUUUGAUUGAUAUCCCGGGCGAGAAUAAUGAGAAGCGAUCGCUCAGAACGAGGUCGCAGAAGUUAAAUAGUCCGGAUAUCAGCAAAACGACGCCCAAGUGCAGUCCACAUGGAACUACCAAGGUGGAGGAAAGAAGAAGCAUAUCGCCCUAUGCGAAAGCGAGUCCGAAGUUGGGAGUUUCGAAGUUGUCACCAAAUACGACAUCGGGGAAAGCAGGAAAGAGGAAAAGACAGGAGAGUGAGAGUUCGGUCGCUUCAAGUACGGCGGAAGAUACGCAGCCGAGGCCAGGAAAGCGGAAAUGCUCGGAGAAUGCUGCGGAACUGAUUAAAGCCUGCAUGGGUGUCGAGGAGAGCGGGCUUUUGAAGAAACAAGUAACUGCUAAGGACGAACAAUCAAAGAAGGGCUUGGGGAUGCUGACGAAGGCUAAGAAAGGCUUUGGAGAUCCGGCUGAUGCUUCUUCACUUGCUCUCUUCACCUUCCCCGCGAGUUCUACAAGGGGCUCGUCGUCUCAGACUGGCACGAAUGUCACUGGCAGCCAACUUCAUUCCACUGUGCAGAAUUUCAGUGCCAGCAAUAGGGCACAAAGAGAAAGUCGACUCUUGACAACGAAACAGCCGGGAAUGACAUCGGCGGUUACUGUUGGAAAAGAGAGGCUGCGAGGCAAUUCUGUAUCCAGUAAUGAAUCUAUAGGCGAAGUCACGACGCGAAGGUCUGUUCGUCAGAGUACAGCUUCACCUUUGGCAACGCCCGCGAGCAAUACAAGAGGUGCUUCUAGAUCAAUGGAAGAUGUAAAUAGAAGGAAAACCCGUAGUGGAGCUGACAAGCGUUGCUAUACUUUGAUGAUCAUGGCUGAGCCAAUGAAAGAUAAACCGAUCAAAAACACCAAAAGAAGACAUGAAUCCGAAAGUCAAAUGGAGGUUGAAGUUGUGAGCGGUAUAGAAGGAAAAGUUAAGACAAAAUCCUCCUCGAAAAAGGCAAGAACUGUAAGCGGUGACGAAUUCCGCAAGAUUCCCGUCCCAGCACAUAGAUACACGCCUCUGAAACAAGAGUGGAUGAAGAUAUUCACACCUCUUGUCGAACAUUUGCAACUCCAGGUCAGAUUCAACCUGAAAACCCGAAACGUGGAAAUCAGAACAGCUCCAGAGACUCCGGAUAUUUCCUAUCUUCAAAAAGGAGCCGACUUUAUCAAAGCUUUCGUUUGCGGUUUUGAAGUAGAAGACGCUCUUGCACUAUUACGUCUCGACGAUUUGUUUGUCGAAUCUUUUGAAAUUCAGGACGUCAAACCUCUGAAAGGUGAUCACUUAUCCAGAGCGAUCGGUAGAUUAGCUGGCAAGGGUGGUAGGACAAAAUUCACUAUCGAAAACGUAACGAAAACCAGAAUCGUCUUAGCUGAUACGAAAAUUCACAUUCUCGGCUCCUACCAAAAUAUUCAACUUGCGAGGCGAGCUGUUUGUAACCUGAUAUUGGGAAGUCCGCCUUCUAAAGUAUAUGGACAGUUGAGAAGUGUUGCUGGCAGAGUGUCUGAGAGAUUGUAAAAUAAAUAUUUAAUUUGCUAAAUUAAUUAUUUGUACUUAUUCUUCCAGAGUUUGCGUAGCCGUAUAGAAGAGUAACUGCGUCUUACAAUUAAAUUGAUUUAAUUAUGUACAAUAUAUAAACAUGAGAUUCAAAAUGGCUAUUUA
This is a messenger RNA of Belonocnema kinseyi, 7705 nucleotides long. RefSeq lists its product as uncharacterized. The record is from RefSeq and is a predicted model, not a curated record. Gene Ontology annotation, cellular component: nucleolus. The transcript is spliced from 13 exons. Gene Ontology annotation, molecular function: RNA binding. Bases 347 to 7561 code for a protein of 2404 amino acids. NCBI's taxonomy places the organism in Eukaryota, Metazoa, Arthropoda, Insecta, Hymenoptera, Cynipidae.